Molecule: messenger RNA, 4499 nt
Organism: Pygocentrus nattereri (red-bellied piranha)
Lineage: Eukaryota; Metazoa; Chordata; Actinopteri; Characiformes; Serrasalmidae
Gene: klf5a
Product: Kruppel-like factor 5a
Exons: 4
Coding region: 254-1519 (421 amino acids)
Biological process (GO): regulation of transcription by RNA polymerase II
Molecular function (GO): DNA-binding transcription factor activity, RNA polymerase II-specific; RNA polymerase II cis-regulatory region sequence-specific DNA binding
Source: RefSeq, a predicted model, not a curated record
UUCUCGGUUACAGUAAGAGCUGUUAAAGGCGGAGCAGCUUCACUUUCCCCGCCCAUACACUCACUCACUCACUCACUCACACACACACACACACACACACUCACUCACACACGUACAUAUACAUACAAACACGCGCGUGCACACGCUCUCACUCGCUCUCUCGCUCUCUCAGAGUCACGCGCGAGGUGCUGGUCCUCCGAUGCGAUCCGUGUAGCUCAGUGAGGAGGCAAAAAAGGUCGCGUGGACGCGUUUCAUGGCAGCAGCGCUGAUCACCGCCACGAGCUCCGCGCUCGCGCCGCCGGGACACGACGAGUUCGCCGUGGAGGAUCCCUGCGCCCUGUUUCACUUCGACUGCAAGAGCCCCCAGCCGGACAGGGUGUUGGCCGGCGACUAUGCGCAGGCGAAGCUGGAGAUGGACAAAUACCUGACACCUCAGCCCCAGGCUUCCCUGCUAGCCAAGAAGGAUCAGAGCUUGUCUGUGGUGGACCAGUUAUUUGGAGAUGACCAGGGCUCCCCUUAUAGCAUCAACAUGAAUGUCUACCUGCCUGAUAUCGCCUACCUACGCAGUGGCCUGUGCCGCCCAGCCCGGUCCUCCAUCCACAGCCAAGUCAAAAGCAAGCCAGUGACCUCAUCAUCUUUCUCUUCUACACUGGACUGUUCCAUUAGCACACCUGUCCCGGCUCUGCCGGAGUUCACCAGCAUCUUCAGUUCAGCUCCCGGGCCAGGCGUAGGAAUGGACGCCUGUGACGCUUCCGGUGGCAUAUUUGUCAAGCAGGAGAUGCCGUCUUUCGAGCUUCCCCAGGAUGGCCAUCUCUUCCAGCUGCUGAGCUCAGAGCUGGAUGACCCCAUCCAAGGUGUUUCAGACUCUCAUGCCCACACCAUGCCAUCACAGGUGCCCACCUACCAUGACCUGCACUUAGCAGCCACACAGACUGUGGCCAAGCCAUACUGCAGCAUGCAGGCCACUGGGUAUACUCUGGGUCCAGGUCACUUCACUCAAGGCCAGACACAGGUCAAAGCGCCGUAUCUUCCACCCUCGCCGCCCACCUCCGAACCUGGUAGCCCGGACAGACAGAAAGAGCUGCUUCAAAACCUGACGCCCCCGCCAUCUUAUGCUGCCACCAUUGCGUCCAAAAUGGCUGCCCACACACCCAAUCACACCAUGCCCACAUCCACACGCCCGCCUGCAAAUCCUGGAGCUGGAGGCAUGCCGGUCCGCUACAACCGCAGGACAAACCCUGACCUGGAGAAGAGGCGAAUACACCACUGCGAUUUUCCAGGUUGUAAGAAGGUUUACACCAAGUCAUCGCAUCUGAAAGCUCAUCUGAGGACGCACACUGGUGAGAAGCCGUACAGGUGCACGUGGGAGGGAUGCGACUGGCGCUUUGCGCGCUCCGACGAGCUCACGCGUCACUUCCGGAAACACACGGGCGCCAAGCCUUUCCAGUGCGGCGUGUGCAGCCGCAGCUUCUCACGCUCAGACCACCUCGCCCUGCACAUGAAGAGACAUCAGAACUAAACAACAUGUUUCUGUAUGACAAUACUGUACACACACUGACAAUCAUAAUAUGUACUUACACACAGACCUGCGCUCACACACCCUGUAUAGACACACACACACACACACACACACACACACACACAAUGCUAAUCGCGCACUUGAAGAGACACUAGAACAAAACACACAUUUUGUAGUCUAUUUCGACGACCCUUCUUAAGUAUUUAGGGUGAUUCUUUCCCUUUGACUUGUCCUCACAGUUUGAACAACCUUUGACUUUCUCACUUCAUUAGUCCAACCUGGCUCCCUGCUAUGCAAACACUUUGAAAUGCGUAAAGGUGCAGAGGGGUUCUGCAAGCCCCACAUAGACACCACAUAACUCACCACCCAACUCUUAAAGUAGCAAUUUGUUUUCACUAUUUGACGAGAUGGUCUGUGGCCAUGACUAUUGAAAUGCCAUUUCGGAAGGAUUUGCAGUGGCGAAAGUCAUCCAGUUAUUCUUUUUAUCAACUAACUGCAUCUAAUUUAUCUUUAGACUUUUAUCCUAUAUUAACCCAUUGGUAUCCAACAGCUAAAUUUAGUCUGAUUUGGAAAAAUGCCAUAUAAUUUGUCCAGAGUGGUCAAAAUUGAAAUGAAUGAAUUGUUCUGAUUGGUUGCCCUGUAUUGUGCCUUAUUCAUGUGCAGUCCAGGAUGAAAUAAUCCUUAUAACUUGGGUGGGGCUAAAUACUGCAGGCUGAAUAGGUGGAUACAUGUAAAAUCAUUGUGACAGAAUUUUUUAUACUUUUAUUCACAGUCAAAACAGGAUUUAGUGUUGUUUUAGUAAGAACUGCCAGUCCAAUGUGACCAAAAGACUUUAAUAUGAUGAAUUAAGUGUUAAAAUCUGUUAGAUAUAGGGUUAAAUAAUUUGUAAAAUAUCUAGGGAUGCACAAUGAUAUCGGUGUUGGCAGAUAUUCAUUUUAAAAUAUCAUCAUCACACAGAUGUCAGAUUAUGUCUUAGAUUUGACCAAUUUAUAAAAACAAUAUUUGAUGUUGCAUUUAUUGCACAAAACUUUUAACAGACAUCGGGUUACUGUGGUAAAAUAUCUGCAUUUUGUUAGUUUUAUGGCAUUUCUAGAGCUAUAGAAAUAUAUUUUUCCCCAUAAUGUUUGUCCCAAUAUCCACUUUUCAGAAAUGUUUAUGUAUUGGCAUCAGCUUCGGUACAUUUGUUCUUAAAAAUAUUGCAUUUCAACAUUAGCCCACAAAUCUCAUAUUGGUUUAUCCCUAAAAAAUCUCCCGAUUUUUGCUUAGAAAUUUUAAGCAGCACUAUGUAAGAUUUUAUUUGUUAACAUUGUAGCUUUAGACAGUGAAGAGGAGAAAACAUGCUACAAAAAAGAAGCUUAGUUGCCCUAAAUAGGAAUUUAAAGUUUCAAUAGGAAUUUUAAAGUCAGAGCCAUUGGGUCACAUUUUCAAGCUCAAAAAGAAGCUUUGACUCCAUAUCUAAGUCUUAAAUGCAAAAUGAACAAUAAACUGGUGAAGAUAUGAUGACAAAAGUACAUAAUUCACUUGCAUCCUCAGAAGACACUUCCUUCACAAAGUUUUGACUAAACAUAAAUUCUUCAUUUUUCCAUAAGAUCUUUAACACACCUAUGUUAGAUAGAGUCCAUCUUCCUUCAGCUCACUGCUAACAAAACUGCUAUGCCUUGUUUUUCUGAUUGAAAAUUUCUGCACAAAAAAGCUAGUACAAUUUCAAACGUCUAGAACUGGAAUUAAACAAAGACUUUUGUUGAGUCUUUAAUAUCUGUAAAGCUCGAAACAACAUAAACUGUAAACUAUAAAUUGAACUACUUUAUUUUGCACCUCAGUUAGACUGGAAAUGGCUAUGAGCAUCACUGGAUCGAAUACUGUUCAAACUGGACUUGAGUGUAAAUCUAAUCCCUCCAUUUGUGUGAGCCACGCUCUCCGAUUGUACAGGAUGACAUAUUUAUAGCUUUCAAAAAGGGACGUUAAUGUACCGCUACUGAACUGCAAUUACGUCCUGAAUUAUUGAACGGCUGCAUAUAAAAGGAAUGAGGGGAAUAUUAAAGGGAUUCAGACAGCUGUAUGAUUUGUACAGACCUCUUAACACACACACACACACACACACACACACACACACACACACACACACACACACACACACACUCGCAUGCAUGGCAGCCAUUUGGUCAUUGAAGCAUUAGCUUGAAUGUAUAAGACUGCGCGAACACAACUGGAACACAUUUCAUCUUCAAGUGCCUUCUGGGGUUUUCGUUCCAUGCCACAUACUAAAGAGAGUACAUCUUAAUAGGACAAAAAAAAGAAAAAAAAAAAGAACAAAACAAUAAAUCAGCCCUACGAUGUUUACUCUAACGGCAGGUAUUGAUUCAGUAGCUAGUAUUGGUUCACUAUUAUUAGAUUUUGAUUACCAAUUACAUUCAUUCGGCUACCUUUAAAAAUGUGGUGCAGCAGUCGUAAGGCUAUGUGACACAUAAAUCUCUAAUGUCUCUAAUGACAGAAAUCUGCAUAAACAUUUAAAAUGAUAAACAUCAGCUUUUGUCAAUUUUCACCGUUCACCUCAGCAAGGUUUAGGUCGGUGUCAUGUAGCCUUAUGAGUGUUACCAAAAUGCUUUCAAAGGAGCUGAAUUGUCACCUGGUUCUUCCUGUAAAAUUAACUUAUUUAUUGCAAAAGCUUCAUGAAGUGAAAUUUGACAAAUGGGACUUUUUGUGUAACUGAACUGCCUUAAUGUAAAUACCAUUUAUUGUAAAUAUUAUUUUGAUUGAUUUAUUUUUGUUGCUUUUUGUUUUUUAUGAAAUGGAGGGGCACCAACAUAUUACUCUGCGUCUUUGCAGUGUGUCUAUAUUUUUGUUGUUUCGAAUAUUUUUUAUUUUGUACUUAUUUUGUAGAUUCCCAAAUGAUAUUUCUAAAUUGGUUGUCUUCGGGACAAAAGUUGUUUUUCUGCCAACUGAAUGAAACAAAACCUAAUAAAAUCAACAUGACAUUUUG